Messenger RNA from Wasmannia auropunctata (little fire ant), 2817 nucleotides. It is a transcript of the gene fu, whose product is annotated as serine/threonine-protein kinase fused. The transcript is spliced from 9 exons. Gene Ontology annotation, molecular function: protein kinase activity; ATP binding. Gene Ontology annotation, biological process: protein phosphorylation. The coding region runs from base 258 to 2603 and encodes 781 amino acids. The record is from RefSeq and is a predicted model, not a curated record. Gene Ontology annotation, cellular component: cytoplasm. Lineage: Eukaryota; Metazoa; Arthropoda; Insecta; Hymenoptera; Formicidae.
AUGGUUCUGAUGGUCCCACGAAGAAGGCCGCCAUGAUCCCUCUCAGUAUUUGGCAAACUAAACAGUUGAAGACAGUUCAAGACGGCUUUUUUUUGUUUUCGCUUACAUUUAAUUUAUAAUUGUUUAUAUAAUUGACAUUCAUGCAUUUAGUUAUCGAUAUUUAACUCUCAACACGUCACGGAGUUUCCUUUUCUGUCAUGCGCACAUAUAAAAGGCGCAUUUUUUGACAUUUUUGACACCUUCAGUAUCUCAACAAAAUGAGGAAAUACGAAACCUUUAAAAGGAAGAAAUAUGAAAUCCUGCAGCCUAUCGGCGAGGGAUCUUUUGGGCAAGUGUACAAAGCAAGAAAGCGUUCAGACGGUGAAAUCGUGGCUUUUAAAAUGAUAAGAAAGUGUGGCAGAUCAAACAAGGAGCUCAACAGUCUACGUCAAGAAUGCAAUAUUCAGCGUUUUUUGCAGCAUCCAAAUAUCGUGCAGAUGAUAGAUUCAUUCGAAACAGAAAAUGAAAUCGUGGUUGUAACAGAAUACGCAGAUAAGGAAUUGUACCACAUACUCGCCAAGGAAGGUAGAUUGUCCGAGGAGAGGGCACAAGUAAUAGCUUGCGAUUUGGUGUCUGCCCUUUAUUACCUCCAUUCAAAUCGGGUGAUGCACAGAGAUCUCAAGCCACAAAAUGUUCUCCUGGAAGCAAAUGGUAUAGCGAAACUGUGCGAUUUUGGAUUUGCUCGUAGCAUGAGCACUGGUACUCAUGUACUCACUUCAAUCAAAGGUACGCCAUUGUACAUGGCUCCAGAACUCAUAGAGGAACAUCCAUAUGAUCACAAUGCUGAUUUGUGGUCUUUAGGCUGCAUUAUUUACGAAUUAGUGGUAGGUGCUCCUCCAUUUCAAACUAACUCAAUCUUGCACCUGGUUAAGUUGAUCAGAUUUGAAGCAAUAAAGUGGCCAGAUUUCAUAUCUCCAAUUUGCAAGAGCUUCUUACAGGGUUUACUUCAGAAAGACCCUUCUCAACGAUUAACUUGGCCGAAUCUUCUCCAACAUCCGUUUGUCAAGGAUCGAAUUAUAAUAGUAGGUAGCACUGUACCGACUCCAUUUACAGAUCCGUUAUCUGCAAGCCAAGAAAGAGAAAAGCAGCAACAAUUACAAAGUUUAGCAAUGCGUAGUGCAAAACAAUCCAAGGUUGCAGAGAAAGCAAUAAAAAAAUUACAAGAACAGGAAAGAAGAAAUUACGAGUAUCGACAACGAACAUGUAUCUCGCAACCGGGCUAUCUAAUGUCCCCUGCUUAUUGUCAUCAUAUGAUAAACCACUGUCAAGCAUUACGUCGCAGUGAGCCAAGUGGCACUGAUUCUAGCGCCAGUAUCGAUGUACUCUUAGGAAAUCUCAGUCUCAGGGCGUCUCUGAGAAGUGAUCUUUUAGCUGCAGAUCACGCUCUAUGCCAGAGUGACUGUCCGCAUAGCGCAGACGCGCAGCACAAUUUCCCAAUGCAAGACGAUCACUCGAAACCUGUUCAAACGCAAACGGAUGAUAGUCAUUCCAUACGACAAUUGAAUAAGGAAAUAUAUCACACUAAUGCUCAAGGUGAUGGACUCAAUGUAGGCCAGCAAAUCGAAAAAUCUUCACACGUAGAUCAAACUACGCAUGGCGAUGGUGACUGCAAACAGAGCUGCUUGAGCAUUGAUUACGAACGGGAAUUUGGUGAGAGAAACCUGGCUGAAAAACACAUGAGAUUGCCAGAUUGGGAUCCGAGGGCGGUGGAAAGGCCCAUCGAAAACGAAGAAUGGAUUGCGUUCUUACAAAGAUCAAUGGAAGAAGUUAUGGAGGGUGAAAUUGAUUCAUUGCUGCAGCAGAAUUGCGUCUCGGUGUUUGUUUCCCCUUUACGAAAUCCAGCAGCCGGUUGUCGAGUUGUCGAAUACGUAACUUGUUUAUUAUCAUUGCCGUUUACCGUAUCAGUCAGUAAGGAGAAUCUCAAGAAGAUCGAACGGGUUUAUUUGGACGUGAGAGUAGUACCAAAUCUCGUUUACGCCAUAAAGCUGUUGAUGUCGGAACGUUCCGAUAACGAGUUGAAUGCGACGAAUACAGGGAACAUGAGAACGAGAUCGGCAUCCUCUUUAUCCGCCGAUGAACUUCAAGCACUCGAAUGCGCGAUGCUAGUUCUCUGUAGAUUGGUUUACAUUGAGAAUCAAUUUCUCAUGCAGUUUUGCGACGCUAUUUACAUUGUGAAUGGAAUGCCAUUUCUGCAGCAACUGCUAACUUUAGAAAAAAGGAAGGCAAGAGUCGUUGCAGAUCUCGUUGCUAUUUUAAAUAACGUUUUACGAUCUCAACCUGAGAAUGCCGAGCUUGUGGAACAAGUCGUGCUGCGUACAAAAACACCCGGAGCUUCGGUGGAGCAGCUUAACAAACUUCUCAAUCAUCGACAAAGUGUCUUACGAGCAAGGACAUGCACUAUGAUCAGAUUGCUGGGUAGAUUUUGCUGCAGAGCGUUACAGCAGAUCUGGAACAAGUCAUUGAGAGAUCUUAUAGAGGGUUUAAUCGAGGAUGAAGAUGAACAUGUCCGACACGCGGCGGAGGAGGCUGUAAAUGAAUUGAAACAACUAACGUAUUACAGUUAGAAUUGUAAUACCGGUUAAGUGCCUUAGGAUGAAAUAAGCAGAUUGUUAGAGACCAGUUUUCAAUGUUAUUGUUGCUCAAUAAGUCUUACGAUGCCUCAAGAUUAAAUACUUUAUUUUUGGAUAGACUGAUAAUUAUACUUAAGAGAUGAAAUAUUUAUAAUAUUUUUAUAUAUUCAUUUAUAAAAUGAUAAAUGUGCACUUUAAUCUAAAAAAA